AUGGUCAACACCUCUGGGCGUUUCGCUGGACAGAGAGCUCUGCUGCUGUCGCCGCAGCUCAAAGAGAACGACACUCACUGCGUCCUGUUCCAGUACUACAUGGGCGGUCGAGAUGGCAGCCACCCAGGACACCUCAACGUGUACAUCCGAGAGAACAGCAGCCCCAUGGGCAUGCCCGUGUGGAACGUCUCCGGCCCUGCUGCAAGGGCCUGGGGGCAGGUGGAGCUCGCCAUCAGCACCUACUGGCCGAACUACUACCAGAUCGUGUUCGAAGUGGUAACCUCCGGCCAGCGCGGUUUGGUGGCCAUCAAAGAGGUUGUGGUCCAGGGACAUCAGUGCAUGAACACGCCACAUUUUCUGACCAUAAAAGGGGUGGAGGUCAACGCGGGCCAGUCGGCAUCGUUUCACUGCACGGUUAAUGGGCGUAAAAGGGACAACUUCAGACUCUGGCUUCAGGGUAUCGGCGGAAGAGAGGCCCCCAUGAAGGCCACCAAACCCUGGAACAACAGGCGCUUCAUCGGGACCUUUGAGCUGGAGAAUACAACCAAGGGCGACUCGGGACGGUACCGCUGCAUUGUGCACUCUGACAAGGGCGUGGGAGUGUCCAACUACGGGGAGCUCACCAUCAAACUUUUCACUCAGAUUUAUGCGCUGAUGAGAAGGGAGCGCACAGUCUUCCAUACGGUGGCGGGCCGCUUCAGACUAUCAACACUCCAGGCUGCCAGCGGUGCUCGGAGCGGGAUAAUUAUUCCACGUCACAGGCCUUCCCUCGCUGCCUCCCGGACUGGUCACGGAUACAUGCAUUAA
Molecule: messenger RNA, 807 nt
Organism: Knipowitschia caucasica
Lineage: Eukaryota; Metazoa; Chordata; Actinopteri; Gobiiformes; Gobiidae
Source: the annotation of a GenBank genome assembly